This is a messenger RNA of Monomorium pharaonis (pharaoh ant), 1329 nucleotides long. RefSeq lists its product as uncharacterized. Bases 720 to 1040 code for a protein of 106 amino acids. NCBI's taxonomy places the organism in Eukaryota, Metazoa, Arthropoda, Insecta, Hymenoptera, Formicidae. The record is from RefSeq and is a predicted model, not a curated record. The transcript has 4 exons.
UUAAUUUCUUAAAUCUAAUAUAUAUGCAGAAAUAAAUUUACAUAAUAACUUGUCUAUUUAAUGCAAAUUAAUUGAAUACAAGAUUUGCUCAAUAAUUUCUAGUUGCUUCGUUUAAAACUCAAAUUUUGCCUUAUUGUGCAUGAAUGACUAUUGUGUGAACAGCUCGGUAAUUAUUUUAAGAAUAGGAAACCGAGUGAAUAAGGAAGUUGGUGUAUGGUUAAUUAAAAUUCAUGAUAUUGACAUAACUCGCAGCUACAUGAGAUAUUAUGGCAGUUAUUCUAUUUAGAUAUUCACUCGUGAAAAACAAGUCACGUUUAAUAGAUGCUGAUUAGAUUUCAUGCUAAGUGACGCUUGAAGCUGCAUGCAACACCACCUCCAGCUAUAAUCACGACGUUGACCCCGACUACUGCAAAUGUUAUUAAUUAAAUAAUAAGUAUAUAAUCACUACUGUAACAAUAUGUGGUGUAUCAAUUAUGAAUCCGCUAUAUCGGGGAGUAAUAGUCUACGAAAAUGAGGGCAACCUCGCAUACGUGUCCGUAUCUAUGCCGUGCAGUUCAAUUAGCCCUUGGCACAUCACUUGUCAUUUUCACUCUACGGCCACCAUCGCACAUAACUAUGUAACUCUAUUGGACGGGACUUACGGGCAGCAAUGUGGUGAUGAAAUAUUUUACGCGUGACAUAAAGCAGAAACAUCAAGUAGUCAGAUUGCAAUCACUUUCAUGAAAACCUCUUCUAUCAAAAAGCCCAACGUCUCAACCCAUAAAAGAUUCCUGCAAACAGCUAACCGUAUCAUUCAUGGACAUCCAUCAAACACGACACUGAAAUGGGGAUUGAAACUGAACGAUGAGAAAACACCGAACGCAGCAUUAACCAGAAACGGAUACACCGACUCCCCAAAAUGGCAAUCAUCAUAUGAGCUGGGAAGCAGGCACGAGGGACAUGCAGAAAUUAUAGUAAUUAAUUACGACAGAGCCGCUGCAACAGAUGCAAACAGAAUACCAAUGGAUACCAGUGAAUACCAACUACAUCGUCUCGCAUAGCUUCCCAUCGAUUUUUAUAAUGAAUAUUCGAUAGAAAUGUCUGAUACACUGGAUAUCGAAGUAAUAGACAAUGCCUCGCACAGUCAAAGUGAAGAAAGCUUUACAAAGAGCGGCCUAUAAAUAAAAUAAUCCUUUCAGCCACAAUAAACUUACAUAAAAUCAUUAAAGUGUUGUAUGAACUUCAUGUCAUGUUUACAUUACAAUAGUAAAAUUUUUACGUUCAAUGAGAUUAAUUAAAAUUCUAAGUAUUAUAGCUUGCAAAAAAGUUGCAAUUAAAAAUUGUCCUCGU